This is a messenger RNA of Saccostrea cuccullata (small rock oyster), 1473 nucleotides long. RefSeq lists its product as uncharacterized. Gene Ontology annotation, cellular component: membrane. The record is from RefSeq and is a predicted model, not a curated record. NCBI's taxonomy places the organism in Eukaryota, Metazoa, Mollusca, Bivalvia, Ostreida, Ostreidae. Bases 137 to 1147 code for a protein of 336 amino acids. The transcript has 8 exons.
UUGCACGAUCCGACCGAGUAGUCAAACUCUAGGCAUUUUCUCCUAAUACAAGGCGACCCUUCCUAUACCAUGAUUUUAACAGGAAAAAGACACUUCUAGGCGUUCAUAGAUUUCAGUGUUAGAAGGCAUACACACAAUGACUAGACUUAAAAAGGUGAUAGCAGGACUGCUCGUUUUAAUCCUUUUGAUAAAUGCUGCAGUCAUUAUUGUUGCUUUUCUUCUGAGGCCAAAACACAGAAUUCAUAAAUUGACAGUCGACAACAGUAUUCUCACUGACCUUGAACGCAUUGGAGUACAAACUGGAGUACUAAAUGUCGAUGAUUUAGUACCUGUCAAUGAGCCAUUAGACAGUGCGUUUUCUCAGAAAGUUUUUAUAUCAACGAUUGGUUUAUCUGGUAUUGAAAUUUUAAUGUCCCUUCUAGUGCUGCUGAUCUUGCUGAAAGCCAAAGAAGGUUGGAGAUUAAUAUGGAUGAUACUAUUGGCAAUUUGUAUUGUUCUAAGCAUCGUUACCACUGUGCUAUUUGUAACACAAUCAGUCAAACAAAGGAGGUUGGAGGACCCUAUAGACAAAAACCUGAACAACAGCGAGUUUUUUAUAAAGCUGAAAAGUAAUAUGAGUGCAUCUCUGACUAAAAAUUAUACCAGUGAUAGCACAGAUACAGACAACAAUGUAUCUGACAGCUGGAACUUAAGAUUUUUCAUCGGGCGUAAUUGUUGCGCUGUUAACCCGAUAAACUCUACCACGAAUGACUUUGACACAACACCAUGGUGUACAACAUCUGGAGAUUGUCAGAUGACCAACUCACAGAUACCAAAGACAUGCUGUGCAAGCUACAAUGCAAAGAAUCCUUCAGAGACAAAUAGCAGAUGUUACGAAUAUGUAGAGUCAGGCUUCUAUAAAAUGGGAUGCUUUAAUGUAGUAAAACGUGAGCUUCAAUUUCAUAAAGAUGAUUAUAUCCAACGACAAAAGGAACAACAAAAGAAUCAAAACAAGUAUUUUAAGGAUGUUACCAUAUAUUGGAAAAUUUUAAGUUACAUAAAGGGUGCCUCCUGUUUGUGUUCUAUUUCCUGUUUCAUUCUCAGUGUGAUUUUGUUCAAGAAAUGCCAAAAUAAGGACACAAAAACAGAGAUGAAAACAAUGAAGUGAACGCAUUCGACAAAUCAAAGCAACCAAGUUGUUUUUUCGGAACAUGUAACGUAUUAUAACAUCCUUCAGGAAUAUAUAUUUACAUUCACUAAAAAUUUGUUCCUUUAUUUCUUAUGAAAAAACUGCUCUUCAUUUCUCCGUAAACAUGUCAAUUCCUAAGCCACCUGAUAUUUGGGCUUUUCUUAAAGUAAUCUGCCGGCGUAUGAAUAUGGGAGACAUUCUUUGGACUACUUUUUAAAAGUACUUCUAAAUGUAAACAUUCAAACGUAUUUUGACAGUGCUUAUUGACAUGUCAGUCGCAAUAUUAAAAAAAUAUGAAAAAUAAA